Messenger RNA from Alosa sapidissima (American shad), 8013 nucleotides. It is a transcript of the gene camta1b, whose product is annotated as calmodulin binding transcription activator 1b. Gene Ontology annotation, molecular function: double-stranded DNA binding; transcription coregulator activity; protein binding. The record is from RefSeq and is a predicted model, not a curated record. The coding region runs from base 91 to 5490 and encodes 1799 amino acids. Gene Ontology annotation, biological process: regulation of transcription by RNA polymerase II. The transcript is spliced from 24 exons. NCBI's taxonomy places the organism in Eukaryota, Metazoa, Chordata, Actinopteri, Clupeiformes, Clupeidae. Gene Ontology annotation, cellular component: nucleus.
CCCUCCCUCCUUGAGCUGUCCUCGCCGUGAACGCGCUUGGUACCCCCCGGUCGCGAGGAGGAGGAGGAGGAUGUGGCGCGCGGAGGGGAAAUGGCUGCCGAAAACAAGCCGGAAGGACUGAAGAGAAUACGUAAUCCGGAUCGAAUGUACAGAACAGCCGUGGGAUACACUGGCCACGCUCCUCCCAAGGCUGUCAGCGACGACACGGACAGCAACAGUGAACAUGGACAUUUGAAAAUAUACCUGCCCAAGAAACUGCUCGAAUGUCUGCCCAAAUGCUCCUCCCUGCCCAAGGAGCGACACCGUUGGAACACCAAUGAGGAGAUCGCAGCCUACCUGAUUACAUUCGAGAAGCAUGAGGAGUGGCUGACCACAUCCCCCAAAACCAGGCCACAGAAUGGGUCCAUGAUUUUGUACAACCGGAAGAAGGUGAAGUACCGGAAGGACGGCUACUGCUGGAAGAAGAGGAAAGAUGGCAAGACCACGCGGGAGGACCACAUGAAGCUGAAGGUCCAGGGGGUGGAGUGCCUGUACGGAUGCUAUGUCCACUCCUCCAUCAUCCCCACCUUCCACCGUCGGUGCUACUGGCUGCUGCAGAACCCAGACAUCGUGUUGGUCCACUAUCUGAAUGUCCCGGCCAUAGAGGAUUGUGGGAAGCCGUGCGGGCCCAUCUUGUGCUCCAUCAACACUGACAAGAAGGAAUGGGCCAAGUGGACCAAGGAGGAGCUGAUCAGCCAACUCAAGCCCAUGUUUCAUGGCAUCAAGUGGACUUGCAGCAACGGGAACAGCAGCACCGGCUUCUCUGCCGAGCAGCUGGUGCAGCAGAUCCUGGACAGCCACCAGACCAAGCCGCCGCCCCGGACCCACAACUGCCUCUGCACAGGCUCCCUGGGUGCUGGGAGCAGCCUGCACCAUAAGUGCAACAGUGCCAAACACCGCAUCAUCUCCCCGAAGGUGGACCCGCGCUCAGGCGGCCCGUACAGUAGCCACAGCGAGGUGCAGAACAACGAUGUGUCCGAGGGGAAGACCGAGCAUAGCCACAGCAAGAAUGGCCGGGGGGGUGGCGGCGACGGUGCGGCGGCAGGAGCGCGGGAGAAGCGCAAUGGCAAGGUGGCCAAGCCGGCGCUGCUGCACCAGAGCAGCACCGAGGUGUCGUCCAGCAACCAGGUGGAGGUGCCGGACACCACGCAGAGCUCGCCCGUGUCCAUCAGCAGCGGGCUGAACAGCGAGCCCGACAUGGCCGACAGCCCGGUGGUCAGCGCCAUGGCGCACGUCACCUCCGUCAUGGGCAGCCUGUCCCAGAGCAGCGUCUUCAUGUCCGAGGUGAACGCCGACCCGGUCUACAGCAUGUCACCCACAGGGGGCGCCAACGCACACCUACUGGGCACAGAGACCACCCCGGGGGGACUGGUGCUGGCCGUGGCCACCGACGGACACAAGUUUGCCUUCCCUGGCGCGGUGGGCCUGGGAGAAGGAGCCGGUGCGGAUGGGCUCGCCAUGCUGACGGCCGGAAGCGUCUCCGAGGAGCUCGUCCUCUCCAGCAGCCUGGACACCACCACCAUCAAGCUGCCCGAGGCCACCAUGAACUUUGACCCCGACUGCUUCCUCAACAACCCCAAGCAGGGCCAGACGUACGGCGGCAACGGGCUCAAGUCCGAGAGCGGCGAGGGGGGCCUGAGCUGCUCGUCCACGCUGCCCGACACUUACGGCUUCAGCGCCGCCCUGGUGAAGAACAUCAAGACGGAGGACACGUCCUUCGAGCAGCAGCUUGCCAAGGAGAGCGGCUUCCAAGUCGGGGAGGUGGGCAGUGGCGGAGGGGGCAUCUCGGGUUCUACCGGCGGAAACGCCCCACAGAGCUCCCUGGCGCUGACCCCCACCAACUCUCUGCUGCCCACCGGCGGAGGCCUGAGCCCCAGCACCACCUUGGAGCAGAUGGACUUCAGUGCCAUCGAUGCCAAGCAGGACUACUCCGCCAGCGUCAUGUCGGCCACUGGCUACAACCAGACCCUGGGCAGCCCUCACCUGCCCCAUCAGAGCCACUCGCCCAGCUUCUUCCUGCAGAGCUCCCCUCAGUCCUCCCAGCCCCAAGGCCUUCCCACCAGCAGCAACGGCUCUGGGUCUGGGCAGGGCUCACAGGGCCCGGGGACCUACAUGGCUCUGCCUGUGGUGAAGUCUGACUCCCCGUGUGCCAACGGUACCCUCCGUUCCCAACACCAGGCCCCUUCCCACGGUGGUCAGCAUGGUGUUGCCAAAUGCAACGGCACAUCACCAACGGAGAGGAACGGGCCGUCCAACACCCUUCAGCUGCUUCAGUUCCAGAGCCGCUUCUCUGGGUCCGGCGCCGAGACCGGAGAUGUGGGGAGUCUGAAGCAGAACGGAGGCGGUGAGGAGGCUGGAGACGUUAGUGGACAAGACUCCAGGGCCGCCGACGGGCUGCUGAAGGCUGGGGACGGCGGCAUGCAGAUGUGUCGCACCAUGGGGGCGGAGGCAGGAGGAGCGGAGGGCGUAGAUCACUACCUCCAGUCCCACUCGGAGGGUAACGGGGUGACAGGAGCGGGGAAUGACGCUAGCGCCCUGUGCAAUGGCACCGAUGGGUCCAGCGCAGAGGGCAGUUCCCACUCCCAGCUGCCCCUGCUCCAAGGCACGGGGCUGGUGCAGGGCCUCUUCAGCGCGGUCACUUCCCACCAGGGCAACAACAGCGCCAGUGGCAGUGGAGGGGCCAUGGAGAUAAACCUGGACCACUUUGACGUGUCCUUUGGGAACCAGUUCUCCGACCUCAUCAACGACUUCAUCUCGGUGGAAGGCGGGGGCUCUGGGGGAGGAGCUGGAGCCGGAGGAGGCGGAGCCAACGUGGGAGCAGGAAGUAACGAGCUGUACGCUCACCAGCUGUUGGCCCACUCUGGUGCUGAGGGGCAGGUGUCGUCCGGCGCCACACCCCAGCAGGCGGGAGAGGAGGGCGGGGGAGGCGGUCAACCCUCGGUCGGGUACAGUUCAGGGGAGCUCUGCCUUCAACCUUGCUGCAGCCCCCAGGCAGGUACGGCCCCCACCGGCCCAGGUGAGGCCGGCCAGCUGGCCUACAUGCAAGUGGCAGAGGUGGCCUCAGCUGGAGUGGCCCACGGGACCAUGGAAAUCAUCCAGGCCACUGGACGUCUGUUCGUAGUGACCGACUAUUCGCCCGAGUGGUCCUACCCCGAGGGAGGGGUGAAGGUGCUUAUCACUGGCCCCUGGCAGGAGGCCAGCAGUGACUACAGCUGCCUGUUUGACCAGAUCACUGUUCCUGCCUCCCUUAUCCAACCUGGCGUGCUCCGCUGCUACUGCCCAGCCCAUGACACCGGCCUAGUGACCCUUCAGGUAACGGUGAGUGGGCAGAUCAUCUCCAACUCAGUGGUGUUUGAGUACAAGGCCCGUGCCCUGCCUGCCCUUCCCUCCUCACAGCACGACUGGCUGUCUCUGGAUGAUAACCAAUUCAGAAUGUCCAUCCUGGAGCGGCUGGAGCAGAUGGAACGCAGGAUGGCCGAGAUGGCCGGCCAGCAGUCGGCCAGCGGAGGGUCGUCUGAGAGUGGAGGAAGUGGUGGGGGUGGAGGAGGUGGCGGUGGAAGUACCAGCCAGUCACAGGAUGUGGUAAAAACCCAGGCAGGAAGCUCCUUUGAGGGGCGUGUGGUGGUGGUUUGUGAGAAGAUGAUGAACCGGGCCUGCUGGGCCAAAUCCAAGCAUUUGAUCCACUCCAAGACGUUCCGUGGCAUGACUCUCCUCCACCUGGCAGCAGCACAAGGCUACGCCACCCUCAUCCAGACCCUCAUCAAGUGGCGCACGAAGCAUGCAGACAGUAUUGAUUUGGAACUGGAGGUGGACCCGCUGAAUGUGGAUCAUUUUUCCUGUACUCCCCUGAUGUGGGCAUGUGCCCUAGGCCACGUGGAGGCAGCGCUGCUCCUCUACAAGUGGGACCGGCGGGCCCUGGCCAUCCCUGAUUCCCUGGGCCGCCUGCCACUGGCCAUCGCUCGUUCGCGUGGUCACACGCGCCUUGCCGAGUGCCUGGAACACCUCCAGAGGGACGAGCAGCAGCAGCAGCAGCAUCAUCAUCAUCAUCAUCAUCAUCGGGCGUCCAGCCCCAGCCUGGCCUUCCCUCCCGGGUUGGACGGAGCGCACGCAGACAGCUGGGUAGAGGUGUGGGGCGGAGAGGCGCUGUCUGGCAGUCUGAGGGGAACGGCAAACACCAGCAGCUCCAGCUCCAUCACGACCACCACCACCCAAGAUCUAAGAAGACCCAGGUCUGAGCCAUCCAGCUAUUAUGCCAGUGAGGCCCAAGGCGAUGGCCCAGUCACCAAGAAACACAAGCCCAACCCUGAGACUUCUUCUCUGGGCAUGGAACAGCUGAGUCAGCGGCCCAAAUCCAGUCCCCCCAAAGUACCUCGAGAGAGCGGGGCUGACAGGGAGGUCAGAGAUGGAGGGCAGUCUGGAGCCAGGCAGGGGGCCUCCACUGGUCGUCUGAGCUGGAAAGCAGGAUCGGGCAGGAAGGGGGCCGGGGUCUCUGGAGGUGGCACCCUGGGGAAGGAGAGGCUGGCCAGCCGACUGAGGAUGCAGGAGGUCUCCGGGGCCGGAGAUGUUUCCGAGCUGCUCUCCGGUCAGGAGAAUAUGGAAAACACAGAGGACCUACAGAUGAACAUGAUGACUCUGGCUGAACACAUUAUUGAGGCCACACCUGAACGCAUCAAGAGAGAGAACUUUGUCCCAAAAGACACCACACCUGUUGACAGCUCUUCAGUCAACAGCACAGUGAAUUGGUUGGCCAGCUACCUUGGUGAUGCUGAACGGUUCCCUUACAACAAACUAGGCGGCACCAUCCCGGGCCUGGGCUCCGGUUCGUCCAGCGGGACCCCCGAGCUGGAGGGCUCCCUGGGAAAGCUGGGUCUCCCCUCCCUGGCCGACUGGACAGCCUUCCUCAGCGUCUCUCACACCAAGGCGGAGCAGGACCUGGCCCAGUUGGCCCUGAGUGACCCGGAGCAACGGGAGCUGUACGAGGCCGCUCGGCAGGUCCAGAGCACCUUCCGCAAGUAUAAGGGACAGCCACUCCGCGAACAGCAGGAAGUGGCAGCCGCUGUUAUUCAGCGCUGUUAUAAAAAAUACAAACAGCUGACCUGGAUAGCCUUGAAGUAUGCACUUUAUAAGAAGAUGACGCUGGCCGCCAUCCUGAUUCAAAGCAAGUUCCGCAGCUACCACGAGCAGAAGAAGUUCCAGCAGAGUCGGCGUGCAGCCAUGCUGAUCCAGCAGUACUACCGCAGUUACAAGGAGCUGGGCCACCCCAGCCUCCCCAGCCGUGCCCGCACCGCUGCCCUGGUGCAGCACAAACUCAGAAGCAGUCUGUGGACAAAGAGGCAAGACCAGGCUGCCAGGAAAAUUAUGAGGUUCCUACUGAGAUGUCGUCAUAGCCCCUUGAUGGACCAUAGACUGUUCAAACGGGGCGAGAGAAUUGAGAAAGGCCAAGGAACAUGAGAGCUUGCCGAAGAGCCCUACCGCAGUGUGACAUCUCUAAAGACUUCCUCUUCCUCCCUUUUUUCCCUCUUUCUACCGGAGAUGAACAUUUUACAACGGACAAAACAAACUUCUGUAAACAACAAAACAAGGAUACAUGUGAUUACUACGACUUACAGUUGUCUACUAAAGCUACAGCAUCUUUUUUCUCUUUCUAUCAAGGGGAAACUGGAGAGUUCUGUCAAACUCAAGACUCUUCUGGGGAAAUAUAAUAUUCAAUCCAUGGCAUUUUUGCACUCUUCAUAGAUUUUUUUUUAAAGAGCAAAAAAAUAAAAUCAAGAAAUGGGAAGAAAAAACAAAAGGAUAAAAGAAAGGAAAUACUGAAUCGAAAAACACAUCUGAAGUCUAAGGUGUUCUUUUGGUAGCAAGUGUAAGAUAUGGAACAUGAGCGUUUUCAGACGGAAAUGACUUUGCAUAUACAUGCAUAAUCAUGCUGGAACCUGCUUCUGAUAACAUUUUUUUGUAAAAAAAAGAAGGAAAAAUCAAUUUGAAACAAAGAAACAACAAAAAAAAAAAAACACCAUAAACCAAAUGAACUGCCUCAUCUCCUCGACCAUAUGCAUGCAAUUAUUUUCCAUAGGCUCAGUGUAUGAACUUCACCCAUCUUUGUUUCUGACAAGCCAUCCUCUUGUUCAGUGGAAGGGGUUGGCCACAGAUGAAUGUAGGAGGGGUCAGGGCAAAGACAGUGUGGGGUGUGGUGGAGUGCCUGUGUCAAAUUUUGUGUCUUUUUGGGGGCAUCGGGUGAUGUUGAGUGGGAGGGAUAAGUCAGAUAUGGGGUUAUCCCUUUGUGUGUGUAUGUGUGUGUGUGUGUGUGUGUGUGCGGGUGAGCACUGACUUUUUAAUGAAUCCUUUUCUUACUGUCACCUCGCCGCUGGCCUGACUUUGUGAGUCCUGUGUUUGUUGACUUUAACCUGAGAAUAAUGCAUGUGUUUGAGCAACAACGGCUCCUGCAUGCUGAUGUAACAAGUUUGUGUUUUUGAGUUCUUAUUUUUUAUAUUGUGGCGUCGUUCUCAACCUCCCCGUUGACUGCUACUUCCCUUUCUGACGAUGACCUUUUAGUACAGAUCUUAUCAGUGUCAUGGGAAAAUGCCACUGUUGUGGGAAAUGACAUGUCAUGAUUAGUUUUGUAUCUUGCAACUUUGUUUUUGCUCAAAUUUGUACUUUUCAUAUGUUUGUUUUCAUUUUCAAAUAUCUUUGCUCAUGUUAAUUAUUUCUAGAGUUUUCUAGAGGUCAAAUCUCUUUUGUGCCACAAAGCCAAUAUUUUUGCUAGUUGCCAUCUUUGUUGUGCUGUGGUGUGGUAUCAAUAGUUAUCAUUGUUGCUGUCAUUUUAUUUUGAUGAACUCUUGAAAGCUAAAAAGUGGCUUUUGGGGGAAUGAUCACAUAACAUUGCCUUGACUUCUUAAAGACUUUCCAAAAGGUCCCUACUUAAGAUCUCUCACUGGAGAUGAAAUCCAUAUUUUUGACUAUUGAUCGGCCUCUGUACAUAAAGAAUUGAUGUGAGGAUGCAUGGAAUUCCAGAACCUUUAUCUGAAAAGGAUUGUAUUUAAGAAAAUAUAUUAUUUUAUUCACAAAUGGGGUAAUAACAUGAUAAGAGACAACAACAAAAAUAUAUUGUAUAGUUUUGUUCGAACGCCCAAGAGGUAUGGUUGUACUGUUUGUACAUAAUGUAAAUAUCUGAUGCAAAGACAGAGCCAUGUGCAUGAGUCCUGACCGACACAAAAUAUGUUUAAAAAAUGACAUUAGUGGCUAUAAUCUGUACAAUGAACUCCAAUGAUUUCACUGCAACAUUUUCUUUCAUUUUUUUCUUUCAUUUGAGGAGCAUUAACUGAAGCAUGCCAUUUCUGCAGAAUAAGGACAAAAGAAAAAAAAAUGUAGAGCUAGAGGAAGGCAAAUGAAUCCCUUCAGAAAUGAUUUAGUUACUUGUUUAUCUGUUUUGAGCUACCACAUAUAUUGAACCCUUUUUAUUUGCCAAUGGUGCCCAGCAAUGUGAAUACUCUAUAGAUUAACAGGAGAUUAUUUAAUCUUUAUGCUCAAGAACAAGUGAUCACAAGAAUACAAGAUGUUAAGUCACGUUACCUCGUCAUGAUGCCACAUUUUCACCAUCAUGUUGAAAGAUCUUAAUAAUUUACCAACGAACGAAAACCACAUAAGUCUCUAGUACUCACUGGCAGUGAUAGCAAUCAGUCAACAUGACCACCUUUCCUACACUUAAUGCUGAACAUGAAAAAUAUUCCACUAAGGAUUUUAAAAUACUGUAACAUUGUACAAGGAUAAGAGGAUGCUGAAAUAUGAGGAUUGUCCAUUAGGGAGAUAUCAGCCAAAAGAAUCGAAGAUGGACUCACCACUGGUUGUUAUCGAGAUGCAUAAUCUGUCACAGAUCAGAAUGUAGUGAAAAUGCACCACAAAAUUCAAUGAAACUCAAGGUUUGAUUUCAUCCACUUGAUAUGAAUGUCUGUCCCCAAUAAACUGGUUUUAUGUUCAGGA